UUUUCCUGGUAUUUACGCUUCCCAUUUUUUCAACCUCUCUCUUCCAAAACUCCUCAAGCCAUGGAGGCCACAAAAUGAUCUCCCAUCGCACUGGACUAUUCUGAGCCCCCAUCCUUCCCUCCCUUCCUCUCUCAACGCAUGCAUGGAUCGAUCUCACAGCAAGCUUCACGUUAAAUUCCUCCAGUCCCGGUACAUCAUCCCGACUGCCCUCGGCUUGUGUCUCAUUUUGUUCUACGGCUGUCCCUCCAAAGUAUCGGUAUCGAUGGCCACGAGCGGUGCCCAAAGUCCGCUACUUACGCAGCCACUGCCAAGAGACCGGUGCUCCGGCCGGCACAUCUACGUCCAUGACCUGCCAAGCAGGUUCAACACCGACCUGCUUCGCGACUGCCGCUCUCUCAGCCAAUGGACCGACAUGUGCCUCUUCACCUCCAACGCCGGCCUCGGCCCCCUGCUAGCCAACUCCGAGGGCAUCUUCUCCGACGCCGGGUGGUACGCCACCAAUCAGUUCGCGCUGGACGUUAUCUUCCAUAACCGGAUGAAGCGGUACAAGUGCCUGACAACGAACUCCUCCCGGGCCUCCGCCAUCUUCGUUCCGUUUUACGCCGGGCUCGAUGUUGCACGAUACCUCUGGGGCUACAACGCAUCGGUUCGGGACUCGUUGUCUCUGGACCUUGUCCGAUGGCUCAAGUCACAGCCAGAAUGGGCACCCAUGGAAGGAAAAGAUCACUUUCUUGUGGCUGGGAGGAUUACAUGGGACUUCAGAAGGCCAAGUGAGGAGAAAAAUGCUUGGGGUGGCAAGUUCUUGGUCCUUCCGGAGGCUAAGAACAUGACCGUGCUGGUGAUUGAAUCCAGUCCCUGGCACAGUAAUGAUUUUGCGAUACCGUAUCCCACCUAUUUCCACCCUUCCAAAGAUAGCGAGGUUUUUGCAUGGCAAGGCAGGAUGAAGCAGCUGGAGAGGCCUUGGUUAUUCUCUUUCGCCGGUGCCCAACGCCCGAACCAGACCACCUCGAUCCGCAGCCAACUAAUCAGUCAGUGUCGUGGGUCUCACCGGUGCAAGCUGAUGGACUGUGACUUGAACGCGAGCAAGUGCCACUCGCCGAGCAGCGUCAUGAAGACGUUCCAGAGCUCUGUGUUCUGCUUGCAGCCCCCAGGAGACUCAUACACGAGGCGGUCGGCGUUCGACUCGAUGAUCGCCGGAUGUGUGCCGGUAUUUUUCCACCCGGGGUCGGCAUACGUACAAUACUUGUGGCAUCUCCCACGGAACUAUACCAGCUACUCUGUAUUCAUAUCAGAGGAUGAGGUGAGGGAGGCGAAGGUGAGCAUAGAGCGGGUGCUGAGUAGGUUCAGCGAAGAGAAGGUGAGAGCUAUGAGGGAUGAAGUUAUUAGGCUGAUCCCGAGGUUAAUAUACGCGGAUCCUAGGUCUAGGUUGGAGAAUCUGGAAGAUGCCUUUGACGUGGCUGUGGAGGGAGUGAUUGAGAGGGCGGAGAAGCUGAGAAGGGAGAUGUUGGAUUUGGAGGGGGUUUCGUCGGCAUUUGAAGAGUGCAAUAGCUGGAAGUAUUCUUUGGUAGGGAGCGAAGAUAAGCAUGAAUGGGAUCACUUCUUUUCUAACAAGAAACGUUAAUACACAGGAACUACGUACCCAGAAGAGUGGAUACAGCACAAAUUGCUCAGAAUAUAAGCUGUCGUUAACCCUUUUUUCU
Molecule: messenger RNA, 1700 nt
Organism: Elaeis guineensis (African oil palm)
Lineage: Eukaryota; Viridiplantae; Streptophyta; Magnoliopsida; Arecales; Arecaceae
Product: xyloglucan galactosyltransferase MUR3-like
Molecular function (GO): glycosyltransferase activity
Source: RefSeq, a predicted model, not a curated record